GACAGACACACACACACACACACACACACACACACACACACACACACACACAAAAUGCCUCCCUUCCAUACAUCUUCCUCCUUCUCCUCUUCUUCCCUCCUCCUCCUCCUCCUCCUUCUUCCGAUCUUCCACAGCGAGAAUAUAAACACCACGACUGCCCUAGAGGAAGGAAGUAUAGACGAUUUAAACGACAACAACAACAACAAUAACAGCAGUGAAGAAUUAGACUAUUACUAUGACCUCGGAAAUAGUACAGAGGUCAUAGGGGAAAAUACUACUACUACUACUACUACUACUACUGUUACUACUACUGCUGCUACAACUACUGAGGAGGAAGAGGAAGAGGAGGAGGAGGAAGAAGAGGAAGAGGAAGAGGAGGAGGAGUAUCUCUUUGGGGAUUUUUGUCUCUGUGAUCUGAAGGUCGGCGUGUGUGACAUCAACUGUUGCUGUGACCUGGACUGUAGCAAAGAGGAUAGACUUGUGUUCACCCGCUGCCUCCCCCGCCCCUCACCCACCCCUGACGCGAGGUACUGUAUUCAACGCCAAGUCAUCUUCCGCACCUCCGAGGAGCUCCAGGUGGACACUCGUCAGGGCUCCCUCACCUGCAUAGCCACCGACAACCUGCCCCGCCGCACCUCCUAUACCCCCGUCAAGGUCGCAAAAACACUGGAGGAUUUCAGGAAGUUGAAGGAGAGAAGACAACCAUCCUUCUCUUGGCCCAUGGAGAAGAAGGAAGAGGAGGAGGAGGAGGAGGAGGAGGAAGAAGAGGAGGAGGAGGAGGGGGUUAGGUACAGAUAUGGUGACCCAAUUUUGGCCUUUGACAGAGAAGGGAAUUUGGGAAGCAUUGACCUUCCUACAUCAGUUAUAAGUAGUCAAUGUGAGUCCUUCAAGCCAAUCCUAUUCCUACAAGACUCCUUCACAUCCUGCCAGAGAGUCCUACAGGGAGAGGAGGAGGAGAGGGUCUUCCUUAAUGCUAGAUCCUACCUCUCCUAUGAUAUCCUUUCUGGGGCUGAGGAAGAAGAGGAGGAGGAGGAGGAGGAGGAGAAGAACACCACCGCCACCACCAUGUCACCUCUGGAACAGGAUUUCAACACCACCACCACCUCCACCACCACCACCACCACCACCACAGCGCCCCCUGCCCCCCGCCCCCCCGCCUUGACCCCCAUGACCCCGUACCUCUGCCAAACGGGGUCAUACGGGGAGGAGACAUGUUUGGAGACAGAUUUUGAGUCCGUUCCAAAGCCUGAAAAACACAGCGAUGGGAGUCACUUCAACAUCAUGCUCAAGAUCGAGUUCAUUUUCCACCAUAAUGGGUCACAGGGGUUAACUUGGGUCAGGGUUAAUGUGCACUUGGGGGCGUUCCGGGGCAGCCAUGGCGGGGCGGGGUCACUGGUGCAGAGGUUCGGGGUGAGGUUUGUGUGGGCGGGGCGUGAGGCGGGGCAGCUGUCGGGGCGUCCGGGGUAUAUUCGGGGCAGGCCGGUCCUGUUCGGAAGACUGAGGGAGAAUGUGACAGAGGAAGGUCAGGUCAGGUCAACCAUCCUCUACCCAACCCCCCCACAAGACCAGCUGACCUUGUUGACCCCCGGCGAGAGAGGUCACUGCUCGGGUCGCUCCCCAAUCCACUUCGGGGUCAACAAGAGGUCAGGCUGCACCGUGACCUUGACCUCGGAUGACCUCAGGAACUGCCAGGAGGUCAAGGAGAGGCUGUUGGCACUCCUCCUCGGCACUGACCUUGACCUGGCACUCCUAAGGGUCGGGUCGUAUGGGGAUGUCUCGGGUCAAGAUCUGGGUGCCUGGGUGCCUCUACUAGUGCCAGAAGGCCACAAGACUCCACCAGCACCACCACCACCACCACCACAGUCACCACCACAACCACAGUGCCACGACGCAACCACCUCCAUCCACCUCCAAUUCGCCUAUAGCCUUCAGGGCCAGCGGAACAACCCACAAGCAAAGAUCAUUGGCGUGGCCCUCUUCCUCGGCACUCCUCGGACCCUCGCGGCACCCAGGCACACCCGGACGUUGGCACUGGAGUUGGCGUCAUCCGUGGGGUUCGUCGAGGUCACCCGCCAUCCGGUUGAGGUGUACGCAAGCCCCCCGUCGCUGGAUGUCAAGUUGCCCUAUGAUUUUUUUUAUCCGUUUCUACCGAGUGUGGCGUCUGGCGGGUGUGGGUGUGGGUGGGUGUGUGGGUGGGUGUGAUGUGGGUGUAGUGGA
This is a messenger RNA of Eriocheir sinensis (Chinese mitten crab), 2217 nucleotides long. RefSeq names its product tectonic-1-like. NCBI's taxonomy places the organism in Eukaryota, Metazoa, Arthropoda, Malacostraca, Decapoda, Varunidae. Gene Ontology annotation, biological process: cilium assembly. The transcript has 8 exons. The record is from RefSeq and is a predicted model, not a curated record. The coding region runs from base 55 to 2202 and encodes 715 amino acids.